GUGCGGUCACUUGUUUUCUUUGUACUGCGCGCCUCCUGGUGGUAGCAAGUGAAAGCUCCUUUGAAGUCGUCGUAACCGUCAAACGCCGUCAAACGUCGAAGUGUCAUCAACAACGUGAAGUAAAAGUGGUGAAUUUAUUGUUUUCUGAAAGGCCACAUUUUGGCGCUUGGCAGUAGCCCCUUGAUUGCUGCUUGGUUUGCCUACCUUCCACGAAGAUGCGGAAGUCAUCGUUUGGAGGCCGUAGGGUUAGUCAACCCUUACGAAUGGAUCCUGAUGAUAUGAGGGCGAGUGGAAGCAGAAGGCCACCAGAUGGACGAAGAGGAAGUGCAAUUCCUCAGCCAGGUUUUGCCCUUAAAGGUCGACGUUCUUCGUCUGAAAAUCGCAAUCGUAUGUCUUCUUUGCCACCCAUGAAGAGGUCGAGAAGCCAAGUGAAUAUGAAACUUCAAACUCCCACUAUUUCUUUAACUACUCCAAUGCGUGAGACCAACAUAUUGAAAUUCGGAAGUGCUCAAUCUCAACGAUCACCAUUUUCUGAUGGUGGUCAUAGCUCACGCAAGUCCACAUACAGUGGCACAUCUAAGCCUAAUGUCGUUGUCAAAGACACCCGGCCUUUGACUGAUAAAGGUUAUCAACAACAAGAAAUGCAGAAGAUAAAUAACUUCCUUUCCACGUUUGCUGAUGGGCAAUCACUGGCUCCAAAAGGAAUCAACCUGAAACAGCUCACCACCAAGUUAUUCGUGGACAUUGUCAACCACCUUCUAGGCUUCUUUGACAGCAAGAUUUGUAUUAACAUGACCAAUUACGUGAGUGAGAUCCCUUUAACAAUGAAAAGAUGGGGUUACCCAGGGAAUUUGAACACAUCAUGGCUCAAAACCGUGAAUACACAGCAUGCAUUUCCUCAUGUCCUCGGCCUUCUGUCAUGGCUUGUAACUAUGGCUUCUGCCAUGAUGAGAACAGAGAUGGAUGUUGUUCUCCAGGAAGCUCUCCAAUGCUAUGACGAUGAUGAUGGUAUUGAUGAGGCUUUCCCUUAUGGCAAUGCUGUGCUUUAUAUGGAUCAUCUUUUUACUCAGUAUGGUUUAUGGAGUAAAAAUGAUCAUGCUGCAGAGGAGAAGGAAGAAAACAGGUUUAUAGCAGACUUAUGUAAUCGGAAUGGGGUGGGUCAAGAAGAAUUGAGAGGAAUGGAAGAAGAUGUGCGCAAUCUAGAGGCUCAACUUAAUGAUCCAAAGGAGAUAGCAGAAAUGGAAGCUGCAGUGGAAGAGGAGAAGAAAUACAAUGCGUGUCUGAAAGAUUACAAUCUUAUUCUUGACUACAAGAAUCGAAUGGAUGAGCAUCUUAACACAGCCGAAACAGAACUUGAAGAAACAAGGAUGAAUAUUCGAGCUGAAGAGGAAGCUCUGCAUGUUCUCCAAAACAAGAUAAUGGAUCUCAGAGAGUUAUUAAAGAGACAAGUCAUGUCUGCUCAAGAAAGAGACGAAUUACUGAAACAAUGCAAUGAAAUCGCCAGUUCUAUUCGUGAAAAUGAAGAAUAUAUUUCAGUUGUGUCAAAUCAGAUUUAUGCUGAUGAUCUAGAAAUGGCGAAAAAAAAUGCAAAUCUGAAAAAGAAGACCCAAGCAUACAACAAAAUUAUUGUCACUGAGUCAUGCUGGUUACCGGAGCUGAAAGCCUUGAAAGAUGAUACAAAUAUCUUACACCAUGGAGCCGAGGAUGAACUGGCUCAAAAAGAUGCUUAUGCUUCUCAGUUUAAGUCUGAGCUUGAGAAGAAACUUGCUGACUUAAAUUCUCAAAUCAAACAGCUCAAAUCUGAACUUCUUCAGGUUGAAGAGAGGAAGAUGACAGCUGUUCAUGAACAGCAGCAGUGUCAGGAUAAAGUGAAACAUAUCAGUGAAAACCUUAAUGCAAUUAUGUUGCGUAGCUCUGAGGAAGCAUCAGAGAUGAAGAAAACAAUUGAUUCUCUGAAAGAGGAGAAUGAGUCUCGUGCUAAUUGUGGCACUUUGGAAGAACAAAAGGCCAAAUUGCAGCAACUUUAUUUUAAGAGAGACAAUGGCAAAAUUUUGAUUGAGCAAAACAAACAGAAAGCCCUAGUGUUUUUCCAAAAGUCAGCUGCUAUUACUCAAGGAGUCAUUGAUUCAGUUACAAGGGCUGAGGCCGAGUAUGUGAGAAAACGAAAUGAUCUAGUCCAGAAAGCAAAGGAAAGAAUUCAGAAAUAUUCUUCUGAAGUCAAUCAGAUUGAUGAAUAAUUGUUUGGUCAAUUGUACAUUUUCUUAGCCUUCGAUUUCGUCUUCAUGCAUCAACAAUGUCAAUAGUUAGAAAAUAAGAUUCUAAUUUUUUAUUGUUGAAUUUUUUAUUUGUAAAUAUCUUAUGAUUCUG
Messenger RNA from Thrips palmi, 2367 nucleotides. RefSeq names its product kinetochore protein NDC80 homolog (gene Ndc80). The transcript is spliced from 14 exons. Gene Ontology annotation, cellular component: Ndc80 complex. NCBI's taxonomy places the organism in Eukaryota, Metazoa, Arthropoda, Insecta, Thysanoptera, Thripidae. Bases 216 to 2237 code for a protein of 673 amino acids. Gene Ontology annotation, biological process: attachment of mitotic spindle microtubules to kinetochore. The record is from RefSeq and is a predicted model, not a curated record.